AUGUUCAACUGGUGUAUCUGGGAACUGCAGUGCAAGGCGAGAGGGCUCCAGCAACGGUGUGAUGACACCUUGAUCAUCUACGACACGCACGCAGCCGCUGUGUUCAAGAGAGACCCAUCUACGGCUCUUAGAGUACUCGUUUCCGACGCCCUUGCACCUCUGGAGCAAGAGGCCCUGGCCGCUCCAGGGGGCAUCAAGGCCUGGGAAACUGGCCGGGAUGAAACAAGCCUCAUGGUUGUCCAGCCGGCGAUGUACGCAUUCGAGUACGGCCGGACACCGAUAGUCCGGGACCGCGAGAUCACUCUGGACGAGUGCCUCAGCUCGAUGGGGAGCGGCGAGCCCACUGGCCAUCCUCGGGCGCUUCCUCGAGUCGAGGCGAGGGCACAGGCCGGGAUAUCGUGUCGCUAUCAGCUGUUGCCGGCCGACGUUGAGCUCGACGCCGAGGGCAAGUCACACAUCACGAGCUACAUUAACGACGUCCACCCCGUUGUACACGUCGCGACGUACCGCGCAAUCGAGACGCUGCUCGACACAGCGCUUCCUCUCUUCGCUGCGGCGGAUGAUAGCGUCCAGCCCAAGUCGUACGAGCCUGGCGCGCAGCCUGGGCGGUUUCAGGCAGACCUCUCGCGCUGCACGGUGCCGGGGGUUUGCGAGGAGGGCUGGCAGCACGAGCCUGUGGAUGAGCGGGGGUGCAAGCCGAGCAACUACUACAAGCAUCCCGACCAUGAUCCCAUCAGCUCCCAGCAGGCGGCAGAGGAGUGGUUCGUGCGCACCCACCCUUUGGUUCAGCCACAACCGUUACCGUCAGCCGAGGAUCGACAACGGUUCCUGGACUCAUGGCGCCCCCUGCCAGACUCGGUGUCAGUCCUAGGCAAGAAGCUACAGAUCAUCGUCUCCGUCAAGAAUGUCGUUCUCACUCCCCAAAAGCCAAGGUUCCCAGGGACCGAGUUUCACGUGCAAGGCCUGAUAAACGAGCGUGUUAGUGGAGUAGCGGUGUAUUGCUACGACAGCGACAAUGUCACGGAAAGCCGCUUGUCGUUUGCGGCGCCAGCCGCACCUGUGGAUCACCGCAGAGACCCGGGCAACGUGCAGUACCUGUACGGGAUAUCUCAGUCCAGAGACUAUGUUCCACUGGUAUGGGUAACGCUGGGCUCCACAAUGCUCCGCCCCGGCGGUCUUGUCGUCUUCCCGAAUGUGCUGGCGCACCGAGACGAGCCGCUCGAGCUAGCCGACAGUACGCGUCCUGGCUUCCGCAAGACCAUAACCGUAUGCCUCGUCGAUCCGCACACUCCUAUCCUCUCAACGGUGAACGUCCCACCACAGCAGCGGCUGUGGGCGGCGAGCGACGCCCACGAGGCACCUGGACUCGUGGGACCCGGAAUGGCGCAUUUCACAAGCGAGGAGCUGCUGCAUGAGAGGAGCGUGUCGGCUGCGACAGUAUCUGGCGCACGCUUGGCACAGGAGUGGUCACCACGUCGAGCAGUUCAGCAUAUGCAAUGUCUGUCUUGCCGUGCCUGA
This is a messenger RNA of Vanrija pseudolonga, 1518 nucleotides long. RefSeq lists its product as uncharacterized. The transcript has a single exon. NCBI's taxonomy places the organism in Eukaryota, Fungi, Basidiomycota, Tremellomycetes, Trichosporonales, Trichosporonaceae. The record is from RefSeq and is a predicted model, not a curated record. The coding region runs from base 1 to 1518 and encodes 505 amino acids.